UUAUACUUAUUAUUAUGUAUACUUAUUUGUUUUCCUGGUUAGAUACAAGUCAGUGAAUCCAGACAAUAGCUAUGAACAAAGCUGGGCGCCUGACAACUGACACCGGAGCGGUGAGUGAUCCCUUAGAAACCUUGUUGUAUAUAAAGGUACCUAAGUAGAUCCGCAACAGCAUUCGCUCUGGUUUCGGGCCGGGGCACAGUACAGUUUUGUUAGUAAAGUGCAUGCUUAUACCAAAAAGAAAGCAUGGAUAAGAUGUCUUCAAGCAUGACGUCUAGCAUAACCGGCAUGGGUCUUGGUGGAAUUACAGGAUUGACAACUGCAAUAAGCACUCUCAGCUGUGCAAGGGAACAGCAAAUAACAAUUGGAGGGAUGGCUUCGAACUAUGUCCCAGGAUUGUCAGCGAAUUACAACAUUUCGAGUUUUUGUCAACGUCCAGGACAAAGUCGUCGUUGCCCAAUUGCCAAGGCAGGACCUACGGCCCAACCUGGCCCUGGACACUCUCUCAGCGCUGGGGCCCUCAAACACUCAUCACGGAACAACCCGAAUACACCGUACGCUCAUAAUCUCAUCUGCAAGCUGGCUGAUCAAAAUGAACGUAGACGUCUCCAGGAAACACUAGAAUUGGUUCCCCAAAGCUAUUAUUCGCAGCAACCACUUAAGGUGGAACUGACUGAAUUUUAUGCUCGUGAUAAUGGUAAAGACCACCAUACUGACCAGUAUGAGUUGGUGAAUGAUACCAUCCUUCCGAACCCGGUCUUGCGAAGAGGCCAGAACUUCUUCUUUGCCGUUCGUUUUGACAGAACCGGCGACAAGCAACAAGACAUAAUUCGAAUCGUGUUCAGUCUUGGUCCGAAACCAUGUGUUACAAAAGGAACGCGAGUUGUUUUAACCGUUAAUUGGAGCUCGCAACAAACUGUCUUUCAACAUGCCCGUGACGUUAUUGGCAUGGGAAUGGGCAUGGCCGUGUCACGUAUACAAGAAACUAGUAGUGCUACAAUGACUCCAGUAGGAACAAUUACUACUAUUAGUGCUAUUAGCGGUCCAAUAAGCGGCAUCAGAGAAACCGCGACAUAUACAUGUCGUCGUAGUUCCUUCAGCAACGAGCCCGCGCCUCAGCAGCAAAGCCCGCUUAGUCCGCACGGGGCUGUGGAACCACCACGACCACCAGUCGUUGAACGACAUAGUGGGCCACCCCAGCCGCCUUCAACUGGACGCAGCUAUGGUUCUCAUCACGGAUCAACGCAGAAUUUGGCAUCUGUUGCUCACGAGAUGGAAAAAUGGGAUUUGAGUAUUCAACGCCAAGACGGAAAUACGAUAACAUUCCAAGUCCACGUUCCAGCUUCUGCACCAGUGGGGAUUUGGAAUUGCUGGAUUCAAACUCAGAGACUGGGGCAACGUGAUAAUCGCCAAGAUUACAAGUGUGAUGAAGAUAUUUAUAUCUUAUUUAAUCCAUGGUGUCGCGAGGACUCUGUUUACAUGGACAACGAAUCGUCAAGAAAGGAAUAUAUUCUUAAUGAGCAAGGGAAAAUAUGGAGCGGCACCUGGCGCCAACCUAAAGGUCGCAAAUGGAUUUUCGGACAGUUCGAUGACGUAGUGCUUCCAGCUUGCAUCUAUUUAUUAGAGCGGAGUGGACUGGAACAUUCAGAACGUGGUAAUCCUGUUCGGAUUGCUAGAGCAAUUUCAGCUAUGAUUAAUUCUAAAGGGGAUGGCGAUGGCCUAAUGGUUGGUCGAUACGAUGGUGAAUAUAAAGACGGGGUAUCUCCACAUUCAUGGACUGGUUCCGUUGCUAUUCUCGAACGAUACCUAACGAAUGGAGGCAGGCCUGUUGAAUAUGGGCAGUGCUGGGUGUUCUCUGGUUUGGUGGUCACUAUUUGUCGAGCUUUAGGUAUACCUUGCCGAUCUGUGACAAAUUACGUCUCAGCACACGAUACGAAUGGAACCUUCACUAUUGAUAAAUUCUUUGACAAAGAUGGGAACGAAGUGCCGAAUGGUCCGGAUGAAGAUUGUUAUGACUCUUGCUGGAACUUCCAUGUGUGGAACGAUGUGUGGAUGCAAAGACCAGACUUGCCGCAGGGAUAUGGUGGGUGGCAGAUAAUAGAUGCUACUCCUCAGGAGGAAGCUGAAUCUAUAUACAAGUGUGGUCCGGCUAGUGUGGAAGCUGUUCGUCGUGGGGAGAUUGGGUUCCAAUAUGAUACACCCUUUAUGUACUCUCAGAUAAAUGCUGAGUUAUGCCACUUCCAAGAGGAAGAAUCCUCCGACUGGGGUUUUGUUAGAAUGGCAUCCAACCAAUAUCAGGUUGGAAGGAAGAUUAUCACAAAGGAUCCAAGUCGCGAAGACGACGAGGGGGACAGUGAUUUGUUAGAAAUUACUCACGAAUACAAACCCGUUGAAAGUCCUUCUCCGGAACGUCUUUCUGUUAUCGCUUCUUGUCGCGGUUUUCAACGUUUGCAACAAUAUUACGAAUUACCUGACCGUAGCUCAGAGGAUGUCGUUUUUGACUUAAUGGAUAUUGAACCUAUACCUUACGGUCAGCCCUUCGAUUGCACGAUGAAUAUUCAGAACAAAUCACCCGAAGACCGAACAAUCUGGUGUGUCCUGACAGCGUCUGCGUGUUAUUACACGGGUGCUAUUGCAGCCCGAGUGCGGAAAUCUCAAGGGGAAUUUAUUGUAAGGGCAGGCCAACGCGAGGCCCUCAAACUGAAUGUAACACCACAAGAGUACAUGGACAAGUUGGUUGAUCAUGCAAUGAUUAAGGUGCACGCGAUGGCUUUUGUCAAGCAAACGUCGCAAGCUUGGUCUGAGGAAGACGAUGUCUCACUGCACAAGCCGAAACUUCAAGUGCAGGCAAGGAGCCAACCCAGUAUUGGUCAGGAAUGUGGAAUAACUUUCAGCUUCCAGAAUCCAUUGACUGUUAAUUUGACGGAUUGCUACUUCACUUUCGAAGGGUCUGGCGUGCAGAGGCCGCGUCAGAUAAAGUUUCGUGACGUAAAGCCUGGCGAAUUCAUGAGCUACCAGGACAAGUUCGUGCCGACUCGCAUUGGAGAGCUUCAGAUUGUUGUGACAUUCUCCUCUCGGCAAAUCGACGAGAUCUUUGGCUGCACAACGGUGAACGUGCGCGGCUAGCUAGCCCCCGAGCCCCGACUGCCCUUGCACGCGUCGGGGCCGCCGCUGCACGAGGCGCUUCAACUCGACCGCUGCUAUUGGUCAUACGUAGCGCCUGACCACGUGUUUGUGCAAGAGGAAGUGCUUAUAUUGACAUCCAUGUAACAUGUAAACUUCCUCCUUAACAGGGUUCUCUCCGUCACUUACUCCAUACAAUCGUAGCCCC
This is a messenger RNA of Maniola jurtina (meadow brown), 3328 nucleotides long. Its product is annotated as hemocyte protein-glutamine gamma-glutamyltransferase-like. Gene Ontology annotation, molecular function: protein-glutamine gamma-glutamyltransferase activity. NCBI's taxonomy places the organism in Eukaryota, Metazoa, Arthropoda, Insecta, Lepidoptera, Nymphalidae. Gene Ontology annotation, biological process: peptide cross-linking. The record is from RefSeq and is a predicted model, not a curated record. The coding region runs from base 244 to 3123 and encodes 959 amino acids. The transcript is spliced from 9 exons.